AGAAACGAGACACCACUUUGGUUGAAGACCUCGUAAAAGAUGAAGAUUUUAGUUGUUGUCAUUUGCGUGGUUGGUGCUGUGUACGCAGGACAGUGCCCCAAAACGUGCAAGGAGAAAGAGGCAGAAUUUGACGCUUCACCUAAAAAGCCUGGCAUGGAACGGCCAAUCUGUACCCCUGAGGGCACGUUUGACAAGAAGCAGUACCUUGGGGCUGGGAGUUAUUGUGUAGACGAAUGUGGGGUUGAACUGGCGGACUAUGAAUCGAAAGAUAGAUGGCUCCCUCACGACUGCUCGUGCGCUCGUGACAAAGCCGAUGCUGGUGUGUACACAAAGCAUCCAGACUGCGAUAGAUAUGGGGCUUACGCUGCUCGUCCGAAGGUCUAAGAUGAGAUGGAACACGCCAAAAAUUACUUCUGAAUCAACAGCACUGAGUGGAUACGAAUGAAAUCCAACUCUUCAAAAACUGCUACGUAGAUUUAAGUUUUAAUGAAUCAAAUAUUUAUCAAAUAAAUGACCUAUGAUGUGAAAAACUUCGUUGGA
This is a messenger RNA of Lingula anatina, 540 nucleotides long. RefSeq lists its product as uncharacterized. The record is from RefSeq and is a predicted model, not a curated record. NCBI's taxonomy places the organism in Eukaryota, Metazoa, Brachiopoda, Lingulata, Lingulida, Lingulidae.